Diceros bicornis minor is the source of this 1272-nucleotide messenger RNA. RefSeq lists its product as uncharacterized. The record is from RefSeq and is a predicted model, not a curated record. NCBI's taxonomy places the organism in Eukaryota, Metazoa, Chordata, Mammalia, Perissodactyla, Rhinocerotidae. Bases 1 to 1272 code for a protein of 423 amino acids. The transcript is spliced from 5 exons.
AUGUUGCUGCCACUGCUGGGCGCCUGUGCUGUGGUGGGGCCAUUCCAUGGCCCUGAGUGGGAGCCAGUGCAGGACCUGCUCUCUGAGGAUCGCAGCUGCAGGGACCCUCGGUGCUGCGGCAACCUGCUCAUCCUUUGCCUCUUUCUGAUCUGGCAGGUCCGGCACUAUUGGCACCAGGCCACCAGGACUCACCUCAACAUGAAAAAGGUCAUCAAGGUGCCACCACAGAAGUGGGCAGUGCCCUCCAGGAGACAUAACACUUGUUUUGGGCUGACUCCUGAAUUCUUCAGUCCUGGAAAGUUCAGGGGCCUGGAUGCUCAUGUGCAACAAUGGGCACAAAAGAAGAGAUGGGAAUACCAGAGGAGCCUCCAGGAGUCAUGGGCCAAAUACCUGCUCUCUUGGCAACACCUAUGUCAGGACUCACCUUGGGAUUUCUACACCCCUUCUGAGCCCAUCUUUUGCACCGCCUCCUUUUCAAGCACCUUUAUGCUUCCUCAAGACAGUUCUUGGGAAGCAUGGAAGGUACCCUGGUGUCUCAGCGAUGACCAGACUCACUUGAUUUGCAAGCCACUGCCCCCGGCCCUGGACAUGUACCAGAGGAUGAAGCAGCUGCUUGUCCACUCCCAGGAAGCACUGGUGCCACUGGAGCAUGUUGUCAGCAUGAGAUCCCACCCUGCCUCCAUGACUUUAAUCACCACUCUCCCAAACCUUCCUUCAGCUCAGAGGCUGCAGUUCUGUUCCAGAGAGUUCCUGCCUGUUCCUUCUAAUCAACAAGUGGGAAUGCCCAUCUGGAAGUCCUGGGGCUGCCCACAAGAGGCCUGGGGAACCAGAGAAAGUGCAGAGCUGAGGAUGCUGACGGACCUCAAGUUCCUAGUGGAGGAAACAAGGACCAGGUUAGAGGAAAGGAUGCUGCUAAAGGUAAUCUCCGACUUGACUGUUCAGAGGGUGAGGGGCCCUCAGCCCUCACUGGCUCCAGAUAUGGGGCCACGGAACAAGAACAGCCAUGCUCCCCAAGCUGCCACAGCUCUGGUGGGUGAUCCCACUGCCCUCACUGUCCUGCCCAAGUGGCCAGUCCUCAAGAAGAGCCAACAACUGCUUUUGGAGUCCCUCAUGCGGCGGAAGAUUGCACACCUGAAGUGGGGCCUUCCCCAGCAGAUCCUGGAGUCCUAUGUGCUCUCUAACUUCUUAGAACCAUGCCCGCUGCCCCUUGCUGAGGGCUCGUUCAAGUGCGCUUGCGCAGAAACUGCGCGGGAAAAGGUGCUACCGCGGUGA